This is a messenger RNA of Capsicum annuum, 951 nucleotides long. RefSeq names its product fasciclin-like arabinogalactan protein 14. Gene Ontology annotation, cellular component: plasma membrane. The transcript has a single exon. Bases 1 to 951 code for a protein of 316 amino acids. Lineage: Eukaryota; Viridiplantae; Streptophyta; Magnoliopsida; Solanales; Solanaceae. The record is from RefSeq and is a predicted model, not a curated record.
AUGGAUAAGUAUAACACUUCACUAGCAACAUUUUUCUUCGUCCUCAUAUUAUCCCAAGCUAAGGCUUUCAACAUUACCACUUUGCUUGGCCAUUACUCAUCUUUUAGCGAUUUCAAUAAUUACCUAACUCAAACAGGAGUUGCUGCCGCCAUCAAUUCGCGGCAGACCAUCACUGUCUUAGUAGUCGAAAACAACAACUUGUCGCCCCUCGCAGGGAAGUCACAAGAUGUGCUGGCCAACAUCAUGCGCGUGCACGUCUUGCUCGACUAUUUUGACAUCCAGAAACUGCAAGAAUUACCUAACAAGACCGUGAAGGUUCCAACUCUGUUUCAGACUACUGGUCAUGCAAAUAACGAUCAAGGGUUCUUGAACAUGACAGACUUAGGGAGUGGAAGUAUUUCCUUAGGCUCAGCUGCAAAAGGUGAAACACUUGGAUCGAAUCUAGUCAAAUCUAUUGCAUCUCAACCUUUUAAUAUAUCAAUCCUGCAAAUUAGCAAUGUUAUUAUUCCAUUGGGAAUUGACUCAUCAACUUUUUCACCUCCGUCGUCACCACUUCCACGUGCACCUGCACCUAGCCCGAGAAAGCAUCAUUCCCCUGCACCAUCUCCUGCACCAAUUACCGGGGGACCAACGUCCUCAUUAGCUCCUUCCCCCAAUAGACCGUCUGCAGCCCCUGCCCCUGGUGCAGGCAAUGUGCCUGCGCCAGAACCAGCGGCUGCAAAGACCCCUGCAGAGGCUUCCCCUGCACCGACUCCACAUGGUUCACCACCUAAGCCGGAUGCACCAACCGCAGAUACUCCUACUGGCGAUGCACCAACCGCAGAUACUCCUGCUGACGCACCACCACCAGCACCAACAGGGGAUCAUGAUUCUUCCAGUGCCAAUUCUGCUUUAGGUGUUAGCUUAGUUGUCGUAGUAAUGUUGAAUCUCUUCCUUGUUUUAGUGAUUUGA